AUCUAGGAAUCCGCUGCCCGGAACCGGAACCCCCAGAGAACGGCGCCAUCAAAGGGGAGGGCACUCGUGUGGGUUCAGUGGUCUAUGUCGUCUGCAAGGAAGGCUUCGUAUUGCACGGGCCGACUGUCAUGGCGUGUGUUCCCUUCGGAGAGGGCGCCCAGUGGGACCCGUCUGUCAGCCGGCAGUGUGUCGAGGGCAGACACGAGUUUGAGGAGACAAACGAGGUCUCGGCGGAAGACUCCGAGUCAGAGGAGAUCCCGCCAGAACCCGAGAGCCUGGAGGAGGUCAGAGGGAGGGAGACAGAGGAGGAGGAUGGAGUGGGGGAGGAAGAGGAUGCCCGCCCUCCCCCCUACCUCAGCCCGCGGCUACAUAAGUCCAGACUGGCCUUCAAACAACAUAAUAACCUACCGGAGCAUGUACCAGAGGAGGAGCGCGCAGACUUGGAGAGCAACAUGCUGUCGGAGGAGCUGUCCCAGACACCCAGAGGCUGCUUCCUGACCCCUGACCCCGGGCCCUGCAGAGCCUUGUUCAGGCGCUACUUCUUCGACAAGACUACCAUGGAGUGCCACCCGUUUAUUUACGGCGGUUGCCAGGGCAACGAGAACAGGUUCGCGACGAUGGAGGAGUGUAAUUCCGAGUGCUUGCGUGGCGAAUGAGUAACAGCACUACGGAUGCCUUGAAAGAGAGCUCUGCCAGUAGUGAUUUGAAAAAAAAACAUCAUCGUUGAUAUAACAAUAUUUCACGCCUUACUCUCUCCAGAAUUAUAAUAAUAAUAAUAAUAAUAAUAGUAAUGAUAAUAACAUGCAAA
Aplysia californica (California sea hare) is the source of this 808-nucleotide messenger RNA. Its product is annotated as amyloid-beta A4 protein. Gene Ontology annotation, molecular function: serine-type endopeptidase inhibitor activity. NCBI's taxonomy places the organism in Eukaryota, Metazoa, Mollusca, Gastropoda, Aplysiida, Aplysiidae. The record is from RefSeq and is a predicted model, not a curated record.